Molecule: messenger RNA, 777 nt
Organism: Aspergillus affinis
Lineage: Eukaryota; Fungi; Ascomycota; Eurotiomycetes; Eurotiales; Aspergillaceae
Exons: 6
Coding region: 1-777 (258 amino acids)
Molecular function (GO): iron ion binding; oxidoreductase activity, acting on paired donors, with incorporation or reduction of molecular oxygen; monooxygenase activity
Source: RefSeq, a predicted model, not a curated record
AUGCCACCAGGGCCCAUUAUCCGUAUCAACCCCAACAAGAUCCAUAUCCACGACCCCGAUUACUUCGAUCAAGUCUACCACCAGACCAAUGGGCGCACGAACAAACCACCACACGUGGCGGGAGCUUUUGGCGCGUACCCAGCGAUUAUUGGCACCCAGGCCCACGAGGUACAUCGAGUCCGCCGCAGUGCCGUCAGUCCUUUCUUUUCGAAAAAAAAUUGUGGCAACGGUGAUGUACUGAACAUGAAGUACAUGUUUGGGGCGGUGACGCUUGAUAUCAUCAAUGAUUAUGCCUUUGCCAGGGAUCCAUAUUAUACCCUUCAACCAGACUUCGGGCAGAAGAGUUUCGACGAUGUGGAUGGAUUCCUGAAGUUCAGUCUUUUGAAAAUCCAUAUCCCGUGGCUCAUGCGUUUCACUUAUUCGCUUCCUGAUCGUAUCAAUAAGAUACUAGCACCGGCUAUGGCUGACAUCCUAGACUUUCGGUUGUCCAUUCGCCAGAAAUUACACAACGAACUCUGCCCUGCGAUCCCUGAUCCGAUUCAUCCCCCAUCUCUAACUGCACUAGAACACCUUCCAUACCUAUCCGCCGUCAUUGAUGAAGGACUCCGGCUCUACGGCCCCGUCACACAUCGAAUCACCAUCCAACUCCCCGACCGGGCCCUACAGUACCAUGGAUACAGCAUUCCCGCAAACACGAUCAUCGACAUGACACCGUACCGGCUCAUGCGAGACGAGGCGAUCUUCGCCGAGCCACAAGAGUUCAGCCCCGAACGAUGA